Molecule: messenger RNA, 2543 nt
Organism: Doryrhamphus excisus (bluestripe pipefish)
Lineage: Eukaryota; Metazoa; Chordata; Actinopteri; Syngnathiformes; Syngnathidae
Biological process (GO): regulation of transcription by RNA polymerase II
Molecular function (GO): RNA polymerase II cis-regulatory region sequence-specific DNA binding; DNA-binding transcription factor activity, RNA polymerase II-specific
Source: RefSeq, a predicted model, not a curated record
CGCUGUCAACUUCGGAACUAUAUUCCGGGUAGCAUUCGGAGAAAAACGCAAUGAGUAAUUGUUUAAAAAAAUAUAUUUCACGAGAACGAUAAAGAGAUGACGUGGCAGCGAGAGACGGCGUUAUUCGUGUUAAGAUAAACUCGUCGAAGUUUUGCUAGCUGCUCACAAAGACACCCGGAAAGUUAGCAACACUCGUCUUAGAAGACAUCGUGUGGAAAUGUGUCAAAGUACAAAUACCGAGAGCGUUGGUGAACCAGCGACUAAUUGUUGAAGAAAUACUUGAAGUUGUGAAAGAAGGAUAGCAGAGUACGAGGAGGAACUUUGUAGAACAAAAGACAAAGAGCGACGACAUCAACUACUGGACGUUGUUUUCAAGAAGCCUCAAGUUGUGUUACACAGAGCAGCUCCCACGGUCGGUAAAGAAGCAGCUGGAUGGAGCACAUGAAAGAGGAGGAUGAGUUUCCACACGUCUUCCACAUUAAAGAAGAAGAGGAAGAUCACAGCAUCAGUCAGGAGGGAGAGCAUCUCAAAGGACUGGAGGAGUUUGCGGUGAUUGUUGUCCCUGUGAAGAGUGAAGAUGAGGAGGAGAGAGAGGCUGAGCCCUCGACAGAAGCCGAUGCGGACCACUGUGGGGGAUCACAAGCGCACAGCCUCUUCGCUCCGCUAUCAGAUAGCGACGACAUAACAUCACACUCUCCUGACACGGAUGACGAUGACUCUGAAGCCGGCAACGCACGCUUUAAAUGCUCUCAAUGUGACAAAUGUUUUUCUCAAAAGGGAAAUCUGAAGAAGCACCUAAGACAUCACACUGGAGAGAAACCUUUCACCUGCUCGGUGUGCAGUAAAAGAUUCUCGGACCAAUCAAAUUUGAAAGCACACACGAGAAUUCAUACCGGAGAGAAACCUUUUCCUUGUACAGUGUGCGGUAAAAGAUUUGUCCGACAAGGCGAUCUAAAAACCCACGCAAGGACACACACUGGGGAGAAAGCUUUUACUUGCACGGUGUGUGGGGUGAGAUUCUCCCAUAAAAAUAGUUUAAAAAGACACGCGAUAAAAAUACACCCCGGAGGGAAACUUUUCCCUUGUGUGGUCUGCGGUAAACAAUUUUCUCAAAAAUGUGGUUUAAAAACACACACAAGAACACACGCUGGGGAUAAACGUUUUCCUUGUGUGGUGUGCGGUAAAGGGUUCAAUUUUCCGGCUCAUUUAAAUAGACACAAAAUGAUCCACACCAAAGAGAAGCCUUUUUCCUGCUCCAUUUGUGGGAAAGAAUACAAUCGUCAAGGUCAUUUAAAAAGACACGCCAGAGUGCACACUGGAGAGAAACCUUUCUCCUGCUCAGUUUGCGGUAAAAGCUUCUCUCGGGAAAAGUCUUGGAUCAGCCACACAAGAACACACACUUGAGACCUAACACGCAAGCAUCCACACUGGGGAGAAAAAGGACUGUUUUAUGAACAAAAACUUAAUACCAGGAUGAUAUACCAUAAAUACCACAAUCAUAUAUAUAUAUUUGUAUGUAUCAACAGCUCCAAAGUCUAAAUAUAGCACACUAUUUGCCCAGUAGUCGCACAACAUACAGUAUGAAACUCUAACCGCGUUUUUACAGUCAUGAAGAGUUGCGUUCAAAGACACUAAGUAAUUUCCCUCGAAUUCAGGUAUCUAGUUUAUAUGUAUUUUAUGGGAUUUCCGAGCGUACACAAAUGCAUCAAAAUACAUAAACACACAAUGACGUUGUGGUUUUGGGUGAGUCAGUGAACGCACGUGGCGGUCAUCUGACUUGGACUCGUGACAAUGAGGACGUGUCUUCCCAAGAGGACUACAGACGUGUUUUGUGAGUUGGAAUUUCACUGCUGUUUUGUGUUCGGCCUAAAAUAAAGUUCUAAAAGAGCGAUAGACUCUGUGACUGUGGAGGAAUAACACACUAUGCGUCCGUAAAUCUAUUUUUGACAGCCCUGAUGAGUAAAAUUCUUUGUUUUGAAGCAUGCCUCACCUCUAAGUCAAUCAGCGUGUUUAUCGAUUAAAAUGUACAGAGUCCAACUGUGUUGUUAGUGUUUUUUAUGGCAAAAAAAAUCAAACCAGUCGACGUUUAUCUGCAUUGCCAACAUGGCGACCAAACCGGUGCGCGCUGGUGUACUGCACAACGGUGUGCUACAAACAAUACGCUGGAAAAAGCGAUUUAAAUAGCCACACAAGAGUACACAUUGGAGAGAAACCCUUUUCCUGCUCAGUUUGUGGGCAAAAAUUCAUGAAGAUAUCACAUUUAAAAAUAUACACAUUAAUACACAAUGGUGAGAAACCUUUUUUACAUGACGUAUAUUGAGGAUUUUUUUCUGGACGUGGUGUAUAGUAAGGCAUUUUUUAGCAUUUUUUGGACAUGAUGUAUAGUAAGGCAUUUUUUAGCAUUUUUUGGACAUGAUGUAUAGUAAGGCAUUUUUUUGCAUUUUUUGGACAUGAUGUAUAGUAAGGCAUUUUUUUGCAUUUUUUGGACAUGAUGUAUAGUAAGGCAUUUUUUGCAUUUUUUGGACAUGAUGUAUAGUAAGGCA